UUCAUUUGGCCCCGCCCCCACCGUAGAUACAUCGGUAGAGCCGGAGUGAGAGGAAAAAUAGAGAGUGUAUUCCUCCUUUCUUCCUCGUUUGUCUUGUGUAUUGUGUCGCGUGUUUGUCUCUGAUGGCUAAUUCAGUGUCCGGGCUGCUCUCCGGCGCGCUGUUCGUGUGUUUGUGGGGCGGCUCGGUGUCCGCGCGCUCGGAUGUUGUCGAAUUGACGGACGUGGACUUCGACUAUGUGGCCGCCGAGCACGAGACCAUGCUAGUAAAGUUUUACGCGCCGUGGUGUGGCCACUGUAAGAAACUUGCUCCUGAGUUCGAAACUGCUGCCAAACGACUAAAAGGAGUAGUAACUUUAGCAAAGGUGGACUGUACGAGUAGCACUGAGGUUUGUGGGAGAUUUGGGGUCACAGGAUAUCCCACGCUUAAAAUAUUCAGGAAUGGGCGAGAGUCCUCAUCAUACGAUGGUCCUCGCUCAGCAGUUGGAAUUGUGGAUCAAAUGAAGAAGCAAGCAGGUCCUGACUCUGUGCCUCUUCACAAUGAAAAAGAUCUGGAGACCUUUGUCAACCACUAUGAUGCAAGUGUGGUUGGGGUCUUUGAGAGCAGUGAUAGCCCUCAGCUGGUGGAGUUUCUAAAGGGAGCAAAUCUGAUGAGGGAAAGUUUCCGCUUUGCUCACACCACUGACCUGCAGCUCGGCCUCAAAUAUAACCUCACCUCUGAGGGCAUCCUGCUGUUUAGGCCUCCCCGGCUGGCCAGCAAGUUUGAAGAAAGCGUGGUGUCACACACAGGUCCUUUCUCCGUCACUGCCCUGCGCCGCUUCAUCAGAGACAACAUUUUUGGAAUCUGCCCACAUUUGACGAAGGAGAACAUAGAUCAGUUAAGAAAGAGGGAUCUGCUGACAGCAUAUUAUGACCUGGAUUACGUACACAACCCCAAAGGCUCUAACUACUGGAGAAACAGGGUGAUGAAGGUGGCAUCUCAGUACAGCUCUCGAGGCCUGCUGUUCUCCGUAGCUAAUCGGAAAGACUUUGAGGAUGAGCUGGAAGAAGACUAUGGUCUGGGAUCUACAGAAGGCAGUGAGGUUCCGUUUGUUACCAUCAGGACUCGAUUAGGACACAAAUACAGCAUGCGUGAGGAGUUCACACGAGAUGGAAAGUCUUUAGAGAGGUUUUUGGAGGAUUAUUAUGCCAACAGUUUGAAGCGCUAUAUCAAAUCAGAGCCAGUACCAGCGAAGAAUAACGGACCAGUCAAGGUGGUUGUUGCAGAUACAUUUGAGGAGAUUGUAAAUGAUCCAGAGAAAGACGUGCUGAUUGAGUUUUAUGCUCCAUGGUGCGGCCACUGCAAGAAACUAGAACCCAAAUACACAGAACUUGGACAGGAGCUUUCCAGUGAUCCCAACAUUGUGAUUGCCAAGAUGGAUGCCACCGCAAAUGAUGUUCCAGAAGGUUAUGAUGUACAUGGAUUUCCCACAAUAUACUUUGUUCCUGCUGGAAGGAAAGCUGAACCAAAGAGAUAUGAGGGAGCCCGUGAAGUGAAAGAUUUUCUAAACUUUUUGAAACGAGAAGCUACCAGCUCCUUGGUGCUAAAAGGAGUAAAAGAAGAUCUCUAAAAUGAUAGAAAGGGAAUGCUGGGAAAUACAGUGUUUGAAUAGGAGUUGCUUGUUUGAUUCUGCUCAAAUACUGACCACUGGGGACUUUUGGACAUUUGGACAUACAUAUCACUCCACAAAAAAAUGGAUCUGCAUUACAGAGGCUACAGAGAGGAUUCAGAGAGAAACAGUGAUCUUUUUUAUGAAUUGGGAAUUGCCUGUUUAUGCUGUUUAUUUCAGAAAGUCAUAGAACAACUUAUGGGAGAAGUUAAUGCAGAAGUGCACCAUUCAUUAUUAACCAGGGCCAUAAAAAGAGGUUUAAAUUUAAACUAAUUUAAAUGGUAUAAUUGAGUUUGAUAUCUGUUCUUGUGGAUGAGCUUUGGGGGCCCUGGGGCCUUACACUGUGCACUCCUGUUAAAUAUACUGAUGAUCCCUAUGCUUAUCUCACUGAUGCUUUCUCAUGCACUCUCACCUUCUCCAUGUCACUGUUACUCCUGCCUGACCAGUGGUUAUGCUUUAAGGCAGCUCAUUUUUUCCAUAUUGCACAUUUAUUUAUUUCUUUAUUUCUUAAUUAUUAAACUGGUAACAUUUAUCA
Astyanax mexicanus (Mexican tetra) is the source of this 2181-nucleotide messenger RNA. RefSeq names its product protein disulfide isomerase family A, member 8 (gene pdia8). Gene Ontology annotation, cellular component: endoplasmic reticulum; cell surface. Gene Ontology annotation, biological process: protein folding; response to endoplasmic reticulum stress. Gene Ontology annotation, molecular function: protein disulfide isomerase activity. The transcript has 13 exons. Bases 123 to 1607 code for a protein of 494 amino acids. NCBI's taxonomy places the organism in Eukaryota, Metazoa, Chordata, Actinopteri, Characiformes, Acestrorhamphidae. The record is from RefSeq and is a predicted model, not a curated record.